This is a messenger RNA of Zea mays, 1526 nucleotides long. RefSeq lists its product as uncharacterized. The coding region runs from base 142 to 1221 and encodes 359 amino acids. NCBI's taxonomy places the organism in Eukaryota, Viridiplantae, Streptophyta, Magnoliopsida, Poales, Poaceae. The record is from RefSeq and is marked predicted. The transcript has a single exon.
CUUCACACUCCACCCACCAGAUCGCUGGUCAAAACCCUAGUCAAACCUCGCCGUUUGAUCCCCGGCAUCCAAUCCAGCCUCCAAUUGACCUCCUUUCUAGCCCAAGGAUCCAAUCCAAGCACCUAAUUCCAUCCCAUCCGGAUGGGCGAUGGCGAUGCUGCAUCGGGGACGGGGAGGAGGUGCCCCAAGCACCCGUCGGAGCCGCCCUUCACCGGCUUCUGCUCCGCCUGCCUCCUCGACAGGCUCCACGCUACCAACCUAAUUGGUGUGGUUGUGGCCUCCCCUUCCCGGCCGCCUCGUCCGCCUUCGCUUCCCUUCCACCAGGACCUGGAGGAGGAGGAGGAGUUCCUGCCUCCCUGUUCCCGUUCCAAAGGGACAACAGGAGAACCGCCAGCGGUUGGGGGGAGGACCACGCUCCUUCGUCUCUUCCAGCUAGAGGACCAAGGAGACGAGCGUGAGCAGGACACCGGCACCGGCACCGGCACCGGCACCGACGCCGCCACCUCCACCAGUGGCGGCGACGCCCAAGAUCCGCCGUUUCAUCUCCAGCGCAAGCGCUCCCUUCGCCACUCCUGCAGCGAAUGGAUCGCCUGCUGCGACGCCGCCGCCGCCAACCAUUCCUCCUGCCUACCCUCCCGUCAGUCUCUCGAUGCCUCUUCUUCCACCACCUCCGCCGCCGCAGCUGCUGGUGUGACGCUGGCGCCUGCUAAUCCACACUCAAACAACGCCGCUGCUUCUGCGGGAAGCAAUUGCGCUGCCAUGGUCGAGAGGAGGACGGGGAGCCUGAGGUGGAACCAACUCUGGCUAAUCAAGGGCGUCCUCGCCAAGCCCGGAGGGCAUCUGCUUAACAGAUCUUUCUCCGAGUCCUCUAGGUCAAAAUACGCCCUCCACCCCGGGGGCGCCGCCAUUGCAAGAUCCUCUUCGUCCCAGUCGCAAGGUGUCCGCCUCAACGGCAGCCACUCCGUGUCUUCAGCUGGGAAUGGUAUGGACUCUUCUGAGAUAUCACUCCCCGGUGAUUCUGUUGGACAUGCGCAUGUCCACCAUUGCCGGCCUCGCCUCAUGGACUGGCUCCGCCGCAGCCGCAGCGUUCACUACCCUUCUUCUACCAGCACUGUGGAUGCUGGUCUUACUCCUUUCAGAAGCAGAAGCAGCAGCACCAGGAGCACCGCACACCCAAGGUUUCCUGCUGGCUUCUUUGCUGCACAAAGAUAUCAACGCUGAUAAUUCUUGGCUACACAAUUUGUUGUAGAAUCAAAUUGUAGACUAGCAUGGUAAGUUAUGGCUAAUAAUUAAGCAAACUCUGUGCUGUCAGUGGUUGGCCAAUUAAUACCAAGGGACUGACUGUCAAUGAAAUUUUCAAGUUGAGCUCUUUUGGUAAACUUGCUAUAUGUACAUGUAGUGUACAGGGAAACCAUGAAUCAUUCUUCUCAAUGGCUAUUUGUCGGCUGCUGCUUUAGUUUUGAGUUUGUAAAUUACUCUUUUCUAUUGCUUGCUUCUGAAUAUAUUGGCUGAUGGAUUAACAUGUU